AUGGCGCUCGACCAGCAGCGCAAUUGGACCAUCUCCAUGGCCGAGAGCCUGCAGGCCACCAAGGACAAGACUGCCGCCGCCAAAGGAAUCCUCGAUCAAACACCAUCAUUUCCUGCCAGAGACGAUGACCCAAUCUCGCACAACUAUCACACGACUGAGCCAGCAUAUCUACCCGACGAGCUCCUCCUCGAGAUCCUAUCCUAUGUCGCCGUCACUCCCGAAGCGCAAAAGUCAUUAUACACAUGCUGUCUGCUGUCGCGACAAUGGCAUGUAGCCGCCCUGCCAUACCUAUACCACUACCCCAAGAUCUACGGCAAGAACUACGACCCCUUCUACCGCACAAUGUGUCCAUCCAUCAAUCUCCGCAUCAAAGAGAGUCCACUGGCAAGCCUCGUGAAGGUCCUCAAUCUGGGCUUGCUUGUGCACCACAGCACAAAGAGCGUGACGGCCAGAGUCUUGCGUAGGCUCGAGACGAGCUUGGAAGAGUUUGUCGCUCCACAGGCUUCCUUUGCCAUCAACAGCUAUGCCGCCCUGUCAAAGUCGCACAACCUGCGUAGUCUCGACCUGUCUCUCGUGUCUGAAGCCCAGCCCUUGGAUAUGCUGUUCAAGUCUCUCAGAUCCUUGAAGCACCUCGAGCGUCUGCGCUUCCCACGCUCUUCUGGCUUUGGUGCAAAUACCGUCGAUCCAGACUCAAUCAUCUGGCCCCAGGCUCUGAAGGAUCUUCACAUCAGUGGUGGCAUCGAUGCCAAUUUUCUCUAUGGCAUCGUCCAUUUUCCUCCUGCUCUAGAGCGCUUGACCAUCGAGCACUGUCCGCAAGCAAAGUCUCAUGCUAUUCGCCAACUACUGGCCACCCUGUCUCGCGCACAACUACCUCUCAAGGCACUCUCAUUAUCACACCUACCUCGUCUGGGCAUAAGCUCUCUCGAUCCCGUGCUAGGUCUAUUUCCGGAUCUCGAGGAACUCAGCGUCAGCGUCGACUACAUCACUCCUGCAAUCUUCAAUCCCGACUUCCAAGAGUGGGGCUCAGACGAAAAUCCAAACUUCACCAACCACAAGCUUCGCAUGCUAUCAUUCACAAAUUCUGGCAAUCCUGGCGUCGACGACAAAUUCUCUCCAAUCGAUGUACUCCUGACACUCGACGAGGGCUCUUUCCCGAAUCUGCGUAAAGUCAAGAUUGCAAAGAGCUUGGGGUGGGAGCGUGGUGAUACCAGAGACGAGACCGAAGCUCUCAUUGAUAGACUGGUGGAGCUUGGGACACAAGAUUAUCAGGAUAAGACAGGUGUAUUCGCCGACAUGACCACAUCUCAAUGGAAGAUCGCUAAUUGGAAAGACUGGGCUGGUGUUUGGAUCAUUGACUGA
Messenger RNA from Aureobasidium subglaciale EXF-2481, 1359 nucleotides. RefSeq lists its product as uncharacterized. The coding region runs from base 1 to 1359 and encodes 452 amino acids. NCBI's taxonomy places the organism in Eukaryota, Fungi, Ascomycota, Dothideomycetes, Dothideales, Saccotheciaceae. Gene Ontology annotation, molecular function: protein binding. The transcript has a single exon. The record is from RefSeq and is a predicted model, not a curated record.